Coregonus clupeaformis (lake whitefish) is the source of this 4359-nucleotide messenger RNA. Its product is annotated as lipoxygenase homology domain-containing protein 1. Lineage: Eukaryota; Metazoa; Chordata; Actinopteri; Salmoniformes; Salmonidae. The record is from RefSeq and is a predicted model, not a curated record. Gene Ontology annotation, molecular function: protein binding.
AUGGAAGAAGACCAAGGCCAAGCAGGUGGACUAUGCUGCCACAAUGAGCUGAUGACCUACCACACAGACUCAUCCGAUGGCCAUGAGGAAAAGUACCACAGCUUACCUGUACAUGGUUCAGGCCGGUGGUUCCUGGUGCUCUGGCGGAUACCGUCCCCCGGGCAAGUCUCUCUCUCUCUGUAUGAGGUGGUGACUGUCGUCGGUAAUGUGAGAGGGGCAGGCAUAGAUGCUAAUGUAUUUGUCACUCUUUGUGGAGACUUUGGCAUCACUCCCAAAGUGCACCUGUCCAGCAAGUGAGUUCAAUCGUAUUUCCCUAAUACAUAUGUAGAAUUAAGAUGGAUCAAAACACACAAUGUGGGGCCCUUGAAGAAGCUGAGGGUUGAACAUGACAACACAGGUGGCUUGAAUGCCAGCUGGUUCCUGUACUGGGUCGUGGUCACCGACAUGAACCGUCCGCACAUAAGGUUCUACUUCGCAUGCAACAACUGGCUGAGCCGAGAGGAGGGGGACAGCCUGUAUGUCAGAGAUCUGCUGGGCAGCCUCAACCCCAUGGAUGUCCCCAAAUCGAGUGUGUUCACCUCUGCCGAGAAGGGCAGUGGGUCAGAUGGGGACGUCUUCCUGAAUAUCUUUGGAGAUCAUGGUAACACAGGGGAGAGGUGGCUGGCCAGUGACAAAGAUAACUUUGAGCGAGGCACAGAGGACAAGUUUACUAUUGAAGCACCAAACAUGGGAAGGCUGAAGAAAAUCACCAUUGGCCACAACAACAGGGGCUCAUCAGCUGGAUGCUGUGUAGAUAAGGUGGUGAUUGAUGACAUGGAGAAUAAGGAGGUGUAUGAGUUUCCAGGGAAUCGCUGGUUUGCCAUGGAUGAAGAUUAUGGGAAUAUACAGAGGGACGUGUUGUUGGGAGCAACACAACCCAUAAUGGUGAUGGUGCUUAAUGCUGCUGUGAACCAUCACAAGUAUAUCUUUGUUGAUGAAAUGGGCUUCAACCUGGCCAAAACUCAGCGCCAAGGGCGGAACCUCAACGGCCAACGGGCGACCGUCCUAGUGCCUGGACAACGUGGGGGAAAAAUCUCCAUGUGCUCAGCUAUCUCCGAAGAUGGUGUGGUAGGACUGAUAAACUACGAGAUCACGGCGGUCACGGGGAACAUGCGCAAUGGUGGCACCAACGCCAAUGUGUUCUGCCAGAUCUAUGGAGAGGAGGGCAAGACUGAGCUCAUCUGCCUCAAGAGCCGCUCCAACAACCUUGAGCGCGGGACCACAGAGAUAUUUAAAAUCGAGGCACUGAACGUGGGCAAAUUAUUCAAGAUCUGCAUCGGGUACGACAGUUCUGGUAUGGGCGAUGGGUGGUUCCUUGAGACGGUGGACUCGCCAUGCGCUGGCUGGCCCGCGACGAGGAGGACGGGAAGAUCAUGGUGGAGCUCCUCCCAGAGGACCUUGGAGACCUGGAGGGCUUAUGUGUACGUCAACAUCUACGGAGAGAUGGGCGACAAGGGCGAGCGGAGACUCAGGAAGUCAAUCAACCUGAACACAUUUGAGAAAGGGCAGGAGGGCGUGUUCUCCAUCCUGGCCAUCGAUCUGGGUGUUCUGAAGAAGCUGAGGAUUCGCCAUGACAACAGCCAGCCUCAUGCCGCCUGGUUCCUGGACUGGGUGGAGAUAGUAGACAACAAAGACCAUGAUGACGGACAGAUCACCAGGGAGCUGGUCUCUGUGGACGAGGCCUUUAUGAAGAAGGGUGAUGAUGAGGAGGUGGAAUACUCCAGUGCAACACUCGGCCUGGAGCAGAAGGCCAUGUGCACCACCUUCACAAUGAGGGUAAAGACUGGAGACAAGAAGAAUGCGGACACCGAUGCCAACGUGUUUGCCACCCUGUACGGCACGAAAGAUGACACAGGUAACCAUGAUAUAAGAUAUUUAGAUAAUAUACACAUUUACACACACAGUCCUUGUGAUAUGAUGUGUUAUGCCUGUGCAGCGGCCACAGCAGGCUGGUUCCUUGACUGGGUAGAGGUUGACGCCCCGUUCCUGGGCCAGAGGCUAAGGUUCCCCUGUGGUCGCUGGCUGUACAAGGGAGAGGACGAAGACGACGGGGCCAUCGUCAGGGACCUGUCCCCUGCAGACCUCCAGACUGAUCUCGACACACCAUUUGUGCCGUACGAGAUUGAGACCUUCGCCAGUGACCUGUUUGCAGUGGGUACAGACGCAGACGUGUUCACCGUGCUGUACGGUCGAGACGGGGGUGUGCACCCAGCAGAGGUCUCUUUGUUCAACAAGAGGGAGAGGACCAUGUCGUUUGAGAAGGGAGCUGAGGACAUGUUCAUCGUUGAGUUGGAGGACGUGGGGGAUGUCAUAGAGAAGAUCUGCAUUGGUCAUGAUAACAGAGGGAUGAACGGGUCGGAGACUAUCAUCUUCUCAUGUGAGCACUGGCUGGCCAAGUCAGAGGAUGACGGAGAGACAGUGAGAGCGUUAGUACCCUCUGACAUCAUAAUGGAGAAACAACUACGAGACGGAACUCUGAAAGUCAACGAGAUUGAGGUGGAAGAUGCACUGGAGAGUGACGUUUACAACAGGGGCACGGAUGCCAACGUUUUCCUCACCAUCUACAGAGACCUGGGCGACACGUGUGAACACAAACUCAGCAAGUCUGAGACAAACAGCAACAAGUUUGAGAAGGGAGCGCUGGAUAAAUGUACCAUUGAGGCGGUGGACCUGGGCCAGGUGUUUAGAAUUAAGAUUCGCCAUGACAACAGCAUGGUGAGUGCUGAUUGGUACCUGGACCACAUGGAGGUGGUUGACGAGGAUCUGGAGGAGGUCUUAGUGUUCCUGUAUGAGCGCUGGUUGUCCAGGAAAUGAAAGGACUGACGCAUCGAGAGAAUUCAGUAUGGUUAUGAGGGGGAGAGGGAGACUUUCCAAGGCAGGAAGAAGAGCUCAGCCCUGAUCAGCCCUGAUCACGAAGAGUUCAUGCCAUACCACUUCACCAUCUCCACAGGGGCAGAGAAGGAUGCCAGUACCAGCAGCACGGUCUAUGUGGGGCCAAACCACACCCAGACAGAGGGGCUGUGGCUUGACCUGCGUGGGGGGAAGAAGUGCUUUGAUUCUGGGUCUCUGGAGUCCUUCGAGUCGCAUGGAGUUGACGUGGGAGAGAUUAGGAGGGUGGAGAUCAUCUAUGAGGUGACGGGAGAUGUUCUGAAUGCAGGUACAGACACCCAGAUCUACCGGUCUGUGUUUGGGGCUAACAGCACUACAGAGGGGAUACUUCUGCAGAACAAUGAGGACAGGUUUGAGCGUGGUCAGGAGGACACGUUCAGCCUGGAAGUCGAUGACAUUGCUCCCCUGAUGAAGAUGAGGGCUCGUAUCGACGGCUCUGGUAGCCAACCUGACUGGUUCCUGGAUAAGAUUAUCAUGCAUAACCUGACCACAGAGGAUGUGUCGGAGUUCACCUAUGAGGAAUGGCUGUCUAAAACCAAAGGGCCCAAGACGACCAUGAUAUGUGAGAUGGCUGCCGUGGUGGACGAGGAGGAGAUGGUGGAGAGAACCACCUACAUCAUCCAGGUCGAGACCAGUGACAUCGGAGGUCCUGCUCCAGGGUGGCACAUAGAAUUCAUUGAUGUAAAGGAUGAGGCCCUGGACAAGACAUUCCGUUUCCCAUGCGACCGCUGGUUGGUCAAGAAGGAGGACGACGGACAGAUCAUGAGGGAGUUGGUCUGCACCAACAACGACAUCUUAGACCUCAACGAGAAGACCAGUAAGAUCAGUUGCGGGAAGUUCUCCUCCAAACAGCUGGGUGACAUUACUGGCAUCUGCCUGAGCCACACCGCCAAGGAUGGGAAGGAGGUGAGAGGAGAGACAUUCUGGCAGAUGGAGGAGGUCGUCUUCAUAGAGAAAGAGCUAAACAACAGGUUCCUAAUAGUCUGCAACGCCCUGAUCCCCCUCUCCCCGAAGAGGGACGAGUUUGUGACCAUCGAGGACAUUGAGAGAUUCGCCAGCAAGGCCUGCAGCCUGGUGCCCAUCAAUAUCAUCAUCAAGGGCAACGAGAAGGGGGUGGGCACCGACGCCAACGUCUUCAUCACCAUCUACGGCUCCAACGGCGACUCGGGCUGCCGGUCGCUGCGGCAGAAGUUCCUCAACCUGUUUGAGAAUGGCCAGACGGGCCGCUUCCUGCUGGAAAUGCUGGACAUAGGCGAGUUCCUGAGGGUGCGUGUGAAACACGAUAACUCCCUCAGUCCCAGCUGGCUGCUGGACUGUGUGGAGGUCACCAACACGGCCAACGGCGUCAUCACCAUCUUCCUGUGUGGGAAGUGGCUGGAUACCAAGAAAGUGGACAGCCAGAUCUUCAGGGUCCUCUACCCAAAGUACUAA